CUGGUUCUGUGCUGGGAGUAGCUCCUCCAGUACUUUGACGGCAUCGUUUGGAGUCAGGACCUCGCCACCCGUCGUCGGUGCUGUGUAGCUAUAGCUACAUUGGAUAAGCUCAAGUGAGAUGCUAUACACACUCUAUGAUGUAGCUAAGCUGUCUACAAUCACUUGUGUUCAGCCUCGUGGACCAUGUCGGGAGAGGGGAGGGCGGCCUUCCUGGGUGAGAGAUUGGCUGGAGCCCAGCACUUUGACAUUGACGAGGUGUCAGAGCAGAGUUCUCCCUACCCUCACAUGAUCCCUUCCCAUCACCGCUUCCAGAUCGACCCUCGUGGCCAAGAUGGGAGUGGGUAAUGGAGAUCAUGUGGUGGUGUAUGAUGGACACAGUGAGGGACUGAUGGCCUCUGCUAGAGUCUGGUGGAUGUUCAGAUUGUUUGGUCACGAGAGAGUGUCAGUGCUAGAUGGGGGUCUGAGGAGGUGGAAAUUUCACUGGUUCCCCACAGUAUCAGGGGAACCCCACACACCAGAGGCCACUAAUUUCACUGCAUUUUUCAACCCUCACUUGCUCAGGACUUACCAGCAGAUGUUGCAUAACCACACAUCUCGUCACGAACAGGUUGUAUAUACAUGCACGUAGCAGUGCCAGGUUCAAAGGUGAGGUCCUGGAGCCCCGCCCCUCUCUGCCCAGUGGAGGGAUGAAGGGAGUAGUCAACCUCCACUAUAGCAGACUACUGGAUGCUCAGUGGGAUACUGUCAAGACCAGGAGCCUUCUGGCCUCAGGUGUCUACUGUUCAUUGUCACAUUCUCAUAAUCUCCACAAAUUGUGCUAGAGAACCUGAAUACCUUUGUACUGUUAAACGAUUUGUCAGCAUAAUAUAGUCAUGCUACCUACAGUUGAACUUUUAAAAUGGACCCUCGGUAAAGCGGAGAAGCACCAGCAAAGCAUAGCAUUGGUAAAGAAACCUCUGAGAAGGCACCCGUGCCUCGGAGUAGCUACAUGGACCAGUAAAAUAUUAGGAACUUUGGUUGUAGAUGUAUGCAAGUCUAGGAUAGCUAUUUUUCUUAGGUAAAAUGGUAAGUGCCCUGUACAGACAGACAUUAAAAAGCAGAAUGCCUGGUGUGGCUUCCACGAUUACAGGUGUUGGCAAAAUAAUAGCCCCCUCUUCCCUCUCUGUCUGUCUCUCUCUAGAGUUCCAGAGGUCAGGAGUGGACUUGACCCGGCCAGUGGUUGCCACAUGUGGUAGUGGUGAACGGAAUGUGGGGUAGACAGGAGGCAGUGGAGGGAUGAUGAUAAUGACUGUCAGACUGUUCUGGGGUAGAUAUAUGACUAGUACUCUUGGCUCUGGGAAGAUGCCUGUUUGCUCAUCCCUCCGCUCUUCUUGGGGAGAAGGACGGCCU
Molecule: messenger RNA, 1389 nt
Organism: Geodia barretti
Lineage: Eukaryota; Metazoa; Porifera; Demospongiae; Tetractinellida; Geodiidae
Source: the annotation of a GenBank genome assembly